Messenger RNA from Impatiens glandulifera, 630 nucleotides. RefSeq names its product acyl-coenzyme A thioesterase 13-like. The transcript has a single exon. The record is from RefSeq and is a predicted model, not a curated record. Bases 60 to 530 code for a protein of 156 amino acids. Gene Ontology annotation, molecular function: fatty acyl-CoA hydrolase activity. NCBI's taxonomy places the organism in Eukaryota, Viridiplantae, Streptophyta, Magnoliopsida, Ericales, Balsaminaceae.
GAAAGCAUAAAAGUCGUUAAUAGAGUACGAUCUGAAAGUCGUUGACAGAGAGAGAAAGAAUGGAUGAUGGGUAUAUUGAAAGAGCGAUCGUAUGGCUUCAAGGCCUAUCAAAAGGCGUGGACACUCACGAGCUAGAGUCCAUCGCUCUAAGCGGCCUUUCAAUUGAUCACGCCGAGAAAGGUCUAGUCCGGUGCAAAUUCACCAUUACAGAUCUCGCUUGCAACGACGACGGAAACUGGAACAACGGAGCAAUCGCUAUCCUGAUCGACGACAUCUGUGCGGCCGCCAUAUGCACCGUUAUCGGCCACAUCAAAGUAUCGGUCGAUCUCAACAUAUCGUAUUAUACUCAGGCGAAGACUGGGGAAGAAGUAGAGAUAGAGGCAAAGGUCAUCGCACACAGCGGGAAGUUGUCGUCGGCGGUUGUUAAUGUAAAGAAAUGCGCAUCAGACAGUGGUGGAGUUCAGAUCGUUGCCAUGGCCAAGCAGUGGAUGAUCUCAGUGAUUAGACCGAAUCUUAGUAGCAUGUUAUGAUCGAUCGAUCACUGUGAACUCAUUAACGGUUUAAUUUCAGCAAUUUUAGUUCUGAUUUGUCAAAUCCAAUGAACAAGAUGAAGAUUGUUUGUUCCUCUGU